Molecule: messenger RNA, 4320 nt
Organism: Orycteropus afer afer
Lineage: Eukaryota; Metazoa; Chordata; Mammalia; Tubulidentata; Orycteropodidae
Product: maestro heat-like repeat family member 5
Exons: 33
Cellular component (GO): cytoplasm
Source: RefSeq, a predicted model, not a curated record
AUGGCCAAUGUCACUGUACCAGAACUCACUGGCAAGACCCUGCCCAACGGCCAGGGGGUGGAGGAGGAGUCCACAGGAAUGCCCCAGGGUCCCAAUGGCUUCAAGGCUCACCUCGGGAUCAUGGACUCUUCAGGAACCCAAGCAAUUACCCAGCAAUCUGCAAGGCCCAUGCUGUUCUUGCCCCUGCUCAGUGGAAACUUGGAGGUAAUCUCCCUUUAUACCUCUGAAUCCAUGAAGGACCUGUCAUGCACAAAAGUACCUCGGUGCUCUGCCCACAAGGACAGACAGACAGUCCCUGUCACCAUCCUGCUCUGCAAGUCACAGAGCAGCCAGGCUGCUCUGGUCCCCAAGGAACACAAGAUGUUCAUGGAGGAAGCCUACAAUGCAGCCAUCUGCUUCAAGAUGCUCCGGGACCUGAGUGGGUCAGACCCCCUCCGCCUGAAGUGCGUCAUCAGGAAGAUCAAGAACAUGGCGCAUGGGUCCCCCAACCUGGUGCUGGAAACCAUCCAUGACUACUUCACAGACAACCCACAGAUCUCCACCCGGCACAAGUUCCGGCUGUUCCAGGUCCUGGAGAACGUCAUCAGAGCCAGCGACUCCCUGGGGGAGACCUGGGAGAAAUCCUUCAUGCAGCUGGCCCUGGAGAACAUGACCAAGACCACGGAGCUGGACGACAUGUUCCAGGAUGCAGCUAGCAACGUGCUGGUGGCCAUCUGCAAGCACUCGUGGCGGCCCGUGGCCCAGCACCUGGAGUCCAAGGUGCUGACAGGCGCCUUCCCACACCGCAGCUUCCUCUACGUGCUGGGCGUCCUGUCGUCCAGCGAGGACCUCUUCAAGAAGGGAGAGAAGGCAUGCUGGGAAGAGCAGCUGGCCCAGAUAGCCACCAAGUCAGUCCAGUUUCUGAACACUGACACGUGGUCCAAGGAGCUGCUGCAGGUGCUCACCAAGCGUGACCAGACAGAGCAGGAGCAGCGCCCGGAGAAGACCUUCCUGUACACCUACUACGGACUGAUCCUUCAAGCUGCAGAGAACGGCACCACCGUCCGGGCACACCUGCAGGCCCUCCUGGAGACGUCCCACCAGUGGCCCAAGCAGAGGGAGGGCAUCGCUCUCACCAUGGGGCUGGCUUCCAUCCGCCACCUGGACGACGUCUGGGCUGUCCUGGAAAAAUUUGGCCAGAGCGCACCCAUCAAGUGGAGUCUCCACAGCUUCUCCCCAAAGAGCUCAGAGGAUUUCCGCUGGAAAUGGGCUAGCAGCACCAUCCUGCUCUCGUACGGACAGAUGGCGGCCAAAGCCAAGCACCAUAUCCUCCCGUGGGUGGACAACAUCUUGUCAAGGAUGACCUUCUUUUUCCAAUACAGCUGCUGGGAUGACACCCUGAAGCAGAGCUUCCUCACGGCUGUCCUGCUGGUGGUGGGGGCCAUCAGCCGGAAGGAGGGCGCCCACAGCUAUGAGUUCUCCCAGGUCCCUGAGCUCCUUGACUGUCUGAUGGUUUUGAUGGAGAAGGAGCACCCAGACACACUGUGUACAUCGACUCGCCAGCAGACCAUCCACAUCAUCUCCAGCCUGUGUAAGCUGAGGCCCUCGCCAGACCUGGAGCGAAAGUCGCGGAUCCUGUCCGUCUGCCUACGCAGCGUGUUCACCCUGCCGCUGCUCGAGGUUCUGGAAAAGCACACCUGCCUCUUUCUGGAGCCACCUGACAUGCAGAUGGCAUGGAGCUGGUGCAACAAGGGGGCGGGUACCCGCCAGACGCUGGGCUGGAGCCUCUCUCCACUCCCACCCAUGCCACCCCCACUCUGGCAGGAAGCCGCCCCGCGAGGCGUGGACUUGCCUCUGCCACUGAGCAGCCCGGCGCCCUCGGGCGGGAUCCACCGCCCCCUAACGCGGUCUCCUUUUCUGCCAAAUGUGACGAUCGGGGUUGGUGGGAGACUCCUUCCCAGCACAGUGGUGGGCUCUGUGCUGGGCAGUGACAGCACCACAGGGCCCGGCCAUGGACAAGCGCGGGAAGCCAGCCACUGGCACCGAGACAGCCGUGGCCGCAGCGCCAGGCCAGCUCUGUACCACAAAACGGCAGAGGCCCUGGACCAGCUGCUGCAGACCCUCCUUGUACAGGUCCCCACGUCCAAGGAGCUUCACUUCCUGCUGUCGCACAUGUACGUCUGGCUGGCGUCAGAGAAGGCCCACGAGAGGCAGCGGGCAGCGCACAGCUGCGUGACCCUUCUCAAAUUUCUGAGCCAGAACCUCUGCCUGGACCCAGGAGAGGAAUUCAGAUGGACUGGACAGCUGGUGGGCAUGCUGGGGAUUCUAUGCCAGGAUCCCAACAAGACCACCCAGCACUCCAGCCUGGAAGGUGUGGGCCACCUCUACCAGCUGCUGGUACGCCGGAAAGCUGGGGAAGCUCAGGCAGAACUGAGGACCCCCAGCCAGCUCCCGAGCAGCGAGGACCAGAGGGCAGCUCCCUCAGACGGCCCGGGGCAGGUGUCCCCGAAGGACCACAUCUUCCAGCUUGGCAGCUCCCAAGCCAUCAAGGAGGUCAUGAAGCUCCUCACCACGCCAGAGCUGUGCAACUGCAUCUGGACAGCCAUUGACGGCCUGGGCUCACCCAGCCCCUUCCGAGUGCAAGCGGCAGCCGAGAUGCUCCUGGCGGCCACCCGGGACCACGGAGCCAAGCUGGACACCGUUGCCAAGAUGGGCCAGGCCAUCCACCUCCAGCUUUGUUCGGUCCGAAUUCCCCAAGCCAAGGAGAACGCCCUGAAGGCCGUCACCCUGCUGGCCCGGAGCCACACCUCUGAACUGGUGGCCACCUUCCUGGACUUCUCCAUACCUCUGGACAGCCACGCCUGCCAGCUGUGGAGGGCCCUGGGCGCCGAGCAGCCUACAAACCGUCUGGUGCUGGCUACACUGCUGGCCUGGUUACAGGAGCGGCCCCUGCCCACCUCGGCCGGUGAUGGCAGCCCACUGCGGCCCAAGUACAAGGCCUACCUGCGCUCGCUGGCUGCCAUGAACACGCUCCACGAGCUGCAGUUCGCGCGUGAGUUCAAGCGGGCCAUGCAGGAGGCCUUCCCCGAGCUCCUGCUGGCCCUACUCUGCCAGGUGCUCUAUGUCCUGCAGCUGAACCUGCCCAGGGAGCCCUGCCCCGAGGCCCAGGAGGCAGCCGGGCCCAGCCCCCUCAGGUGAGACUCACACAGCACAUCAGUGGAGGUGCUGAAGAGCCUCCUGUCCACCACGGGGCACUGGGACGACUUCGCCCACCUGGAGCUGCAGGGCGCCUGGGAGCUCUUCGCCACCACCCCCACCUACCCACAGGGCGUGAGUCUCCUCGCCAGAGCCAUGGUGCAGAACCUCUGCCCAAAAAUCAAAGCCGUGCUCCGGCAGCUGCUGCCCAGCCUGCAGAAUGGAGAGGAGCGUGAGAGGAAGGUGGCCAUCCUCAUCCUCACUGAGUUCCUCUACAGCCCCACCCUGCUGGAGGUGCUCCCCAAGCAGUCCGCCCUGAUCAUGCUCAGCAGAGGCCUGCAAGACCCCAGCCCCGAGGUCCGCGUGUGCAGCCUGCGCGGCCUGGGCAACAUCGUCUUCCACCCGGAGAAGGGGACCCUGCUCCGUGGGCAGCUGCCACUCUUCCUGUCCGGCUUCUUCUGUGACAAUGAGCCAGUGGUGGUGAGCCUCAUGGGAACGGUGUCGGACGUGCUGCACCGCCUGGGCGCGCUCGGCGCGGGCGCCCAGAGCCUCCGCGUCGCCAUCCACGCCCGCUCCUUCUUCGACGACGAGCGCGAUGGGAUCCGGGUGGCAGCCAUAGCAUUGUUCGGGGACCUGGUGGCAGCGAUGGACGGCAGGGAGCUCGGUGUCCUGCGAAUCCAGGUGUAUCAGAGCAUGGUGCCCCUGCUGCUGCACCUGAAAGACCACUGCCCGGCUGUGGCCACGCAGGCCAAGUUCACCUUCUACCGCUGCGCCGUCCUCCUGCGCUGGCGGCUUCGGCACACACUCUUCUGCACGCUGGCCUGGGAGCAGGGCCUCAGCGCCCGCCACUUCCUCUGGAGCUGCCUGAUGACCCACAGCCAGGAAGAGUUCAGUAUCCACUUGGUGCAGGCCCUCAGCUACUUGCACAGCGGCCACCCCCCCAUCAGGACCUGGGCGGCACUCUUCAUAGGUUACACCAUCUGCUAUCACCCCCAGGCCGUGUCCCAGAUAGUGACUGCUGUUGACACCAACCUGCUGUUCUGCACUUUUGAAGAUCUCAAAAAAGACCCUGAGCCCGGCAUCCGGGAGUUUGCCACCAGGCAGUUCUCCUUCCUCCAGAAGAUGGUGGGCAGACCGGAGCCCUGA